Messenger RNA from Capsicum annuum, 444 nucleotides. RefSeq names its product putative receptor-like protein kinase At3g47110. The record is from RefSeq and is a predicted model, not a curated record. The transcript has a single exon. The coding region runs from base 1 to 444 and encodes 147 amino acids. NCBI's taxonomy places the organism in Eukaryota, Viridiplantae, Streptophyta, Magnoliopsida, Solanales, Solanaceae.
AUGGCCUCUUCUAACAAUAGUAAAUUAUUUAUAUAUUUGAAUUUGCUUGUCGCAGAAUAUGGCAUGGGCAUUAAGGUCUCCAUAUUAGGAGAUAUGUACAGUUUUGGGAUUCUAAUGUUGGAGAUAUUCACGGGAAGAAGACCCACAGACCCUUUGUUCCAACCAAGCUCUAGUCUCCACCACUUUGUGGAAACAGCAUUGCCAGAGAACGUUAUGGAGAUUCUAGAUAAAACAGCUUUUCAUGGUGAGAGGAUGAGUAAAGAAACCUAUGGAGAAGAAUGCUGGGCCAGUAUCAAGAAAGAACAGACGGAAUGCUUGGUUGGCAUACUUGAGAUUGGAGUUGCAAGUUCAGCUGAAUCCCCAAGAGACAGAUUGACCAUGAGACAAGUUUACAGUAAGUUGACAGCAAUUAGAGAAAAAAUUCUAAGAGCAGAAGUUGCAUGA